GCAGAGGCGUAAAAGGCUGCGGUCUCGCAAAAGCGAGAGAACUUCUUGGACGCUCAUCAUUCGCCCGUCUCUCUCUCUUUCCCUUCUCUUUCUCUCUCUCCCGCUCUCGAAACUAGGGUUUCAUCUUGUCCGCUGCUUUAGAUCCCGUUUUCCCCUCUCUCUAGGGUUCCAAUCCUCCCCGAUUUAGGGUUUCCAGCCCACGAAACCCCCGAUUAGGGUUUUAAAUAACCUUCCUUGCUCCAAUUCCCGAUCUUGGCAGGCCCUGAGAGAAGAGAUUGCUUCCCUUUACCCGUUCGGAAGGUUAGGGUUUAAUAUUUGUGGUUCUUGGCUUCCGUUUCGGGGUAGCUAGGGUUUCUGGCUCUGAAUUCGGGGACAGAGUCCCGCUCUAGGGUUUUGGAUUCGGGUUUGUUGAUGAAGGAGUCGGGGUACUGAUGUUCACGCCGCAGAAAAAAGGGUGGGCCGGGUGGUCGCUCUCGCCGAGGGUCGGGGAUGGGCCGGACGGCGGGUCGGCGCCGGUGAACGCCAGGAGUGCCGGUGGGUUGUCUCUUGGGAAAGGGAAGGGGAAGGGGAAGAGCGUGGUGGAGGCGCUUCCACCGCCGCCGCAGGCUUCGCUGGGAGAGAAUGGCAAUGAUGCAGCGGGAGGUGCUGGAGAUGUGGAGGUGUGGCGGAGGUUCAGGGAGGCGGGGUUGCUGGACGAGUCCGUGCUACAGAAGAAGGAGAAGGAGGCUCUUGUCCAGAGGAUAUCGGAGCUCGAGACAGAGCUUCAUGAAUAUCAAUAUAAUAUGGGGCUUCUGCUUAUUGAGAAAAAGGAAUGGACUUGUAAAUAUGAAGAAAUCAGGCAAGGCCUUGCAGAAGCAGAGGAGAUCCUAAAACGGGAACAGGCUGCACACACAAUUGCCGUAUCAGAAUAUGAAAAGCAGAAGGAAAAUCUGCAGAAGGCUCUGGGAGUUGAGAAGCAGUGUGUUGCAGAUCUUGAGAAGGCUUUGCGUGAGAUGCGUGGUGAAAUUGCAGAAGCUAAAUAUACAUCGGAUAAGAAGUUGGCUGAAGCUCAUGCCCUGGAAGCCAAUCUUGAAGAAAAAUAUUUGGAGAUUGAAGGAAAGCUGCAUUCUGCAGAUGCGAAGCUUGCAGAGGCAAGUCGAAAGAGUUCAGAGGUGGAUAGAAAAUUAGAUGAUGUGGAGGCUCGUGAGCGUAAACUUCAGAAAGAAUAUCUGUCUUUAAAUACUGAGAGAAAAACAUAUAAGAAGGAUCUUGAUGAACAAAGAGAACACUUGAGAGAGUGGGAAAAGAAUCUGCAGGAGAGUCAAAAGAGGCUUCUUGAGGGGCAGCGUUCAAUCAAUGAUAGAGAGGAAAGAGCAAAUGAAACUGAUAGACUUCUUAAAAAGAAAGAAGAAGAGCUUGAAGAGGCACGAAAAAUGAUUGAGGUUACUAAGAAUUCACUGAAAGAGAAAGAGGAUGACAUUAGUAAUAGACAAAAAGCUUUAAUUUCUAAAGAGAAGGAAUCUAGUAUCAAGAUUGAGAAUGUGGAGAAGAAGGAAAAAGAGUUACUUGCAAUAGAAGAAAAGCUGAAUGCCAGAGAAAAAGUGGAGAUGCAAAAGCUCCUUGAUGAUCACACAGAGGCUUUAAAUUCCAAGAAACAGGAGUUUGAGUUGGACUUGGAGCGGAGGAGAAAGUUUUUCGAUGAAGAGAUAAAAGGCAAACUGGAUGCAGUGGACAAGAAGAAAAUUGAAAUUGACCGAAAAGAGGAACAAGUUACUAAAAGAGAACGAGAGGUGGAGAACAAAAUGCAGAGCUUGAAGCAGAAGGAGAAAGACUUUGACACAAAGUCAAAGGCUUUGAAGAAGUGGGAGGAAUCUAUUAAAAUUGAUCAGAAGAAGUUGGAGGAAGAAAAGCAGCAGCUAGACAGAGAGCUGCAGGAUCUGUGUAAGUCUAGAAAUGAACUUGAGAAUUUGAAGGCUACAGUAGAAGAAGCAAAGCAGCAGAUGAUCAAGGAGGAGGAAAAACUUGAACUUACCAAAGAAGAGAGGGAACAGCAUCUCCUGUUGCAAACAAAGCUGAAGCAAGAGAUUGAGGAUUGCAGAAUAAUAAAAGAGUCGCUUCUUAAGGAAAGAGAGGAUUUGAGAGAAUUGAGGGAGAAUUUUGAGAAAGAGUGGGAUGUAUUGGAUGAGAAGAAAGUCGAGUUGGAAGCAGAGGUAAAGAAGGUCAAUGAUGAAAGGGAAAGGUUUGAAAAAUGGCGAUUCAGUGAGGAGGAAAGGUUGAAUAAUGAGGUACUGGAAGCAAAAGCUGGUAUUCAGAGGGAGUUGGAAGAACUUAGACUGAAGAAAGAAACUUUUGACAGCACAAUGGAGCUUGAAAAGUCAAAUGCUUCUGAGGAGCUCAAGAGAGGUCAUGCUGAUAUUGCUCGGGAGCUUGAGCUCCGUAAGCAUGAGCUUGAGAUGGAUAUGCAGAAAAAGCAUGAGGAUAUGGAGAAGCAGCUGCAGGAGAAAGAGAAUCAGUUUAAUAGGUGGAGAGAUAGAGAACUAAACCAAAUUAAUUCUUUAAAAAAUCUAAAUGAGUCUAAAAUUCAGAAGUUGAAGGUGGAACAAGAUCAACUAGAGAGGGAAAAAGAAGAGUUCUCUGAACACAGAAAAAAGCUGGAAUCUGACCAACUUGAGAUUCAAAAUGACAUUGAAACUCUGCGAAUGCUUAGCAGGAAUCUGAAGGACCAAAGAGAACAAUUCACCAAGGAAAAAGAACGCUUCCUUGCUUUUGCUGAGCAGUAUAAAGUUUGCAAAAACUGUGGGGUUACAAUGAGUGAUUUAGAGCUGCUCCAAUUGGGGAGUGAUGAUGCAGGAGAUGUUCAGUUGCCGUCUUUGGCUUUGGAAGAGCAUCUAAAAGGUAAGAAUGCUGAAAUAUCUCCUACGGGUACAGGCCUUCGUUCUGUCAUUUCAGGUGGUCGUAUGUCAUGGCUGCAAAAGUGUUCGAGACUGUUUAACUUCUCUCCAGGAAAGAAAGAAGAAAAACUGUCUGAAUGCCAGGCAGAGAAGUCUCUGUCAUUUGGUGCAAGACUUGAUGGAGAAGCUUCAGAAGGUGAAGCAAAUUAUGAACCUGGACCAUCCUAUGUAGUUGGUAAUGAUACUAUUGAUGCCCAGAGAGUGCAAUCAGAUAGUGGAGUCAGGGAAAAUGAAGAAUCUGAAAGAUUGGUUGAAGCUGGUGAUGGUCCAGAGCCAUCUUUUGGAAUAGCAGAUAAUUCCACUGAUAUCCAGGUGGAAAGUGAGCAGAUCAUUCCCCCUAUUGAUGAACGGAAUGAAAGGGAAGAAUCUUCUUUGCCUCCUGAAAAUGAGUUCCAGCCUGAACCAUUAAAACAGAGACGGCGCCUUCCUAACAGGAAAGGUAGGCCUAAAGCUACCAGAAGAACGCGCUCUGUUAAAGCAGUUGUUGAAGAUGCCAAAGCUAUCCUUGGGGAAACCUCUGAAGAAAAGAAUGAUGGACCACCAAAUGGUGUAACAAGGGAUUCUCUAAAUAUCCAAGAGGAAAGCCAAGGAGAUUCUGUUCAUGCUGAUGCUGUGGCAACAAGUUCCCGACAGAAGAGGCGUCUUGCUCAGACAUCUGGGAUGACAGCUGGGGAGCUGGAAGCAGAUGACAGUGAAACGCGUUCAGAGAGCAUUUCACUUGGUGGGCGUAGAAAGAGGCGUCAAAUCUCAGCUCCUGGAACACAGGCUCCUGGAGAGAAACGCUACAAUUUCAGGCGCUCUACAAUUGCGGGCACUGUUGCAGCAGCCCAAACAAUGCCCGAUCAGACUAAAGAACAUAAGACAGGAAGCCAUCAACAGUCAACUGAAAAUGAGGUUUUGAAGGGUGGCAGUGAUGGAGAAGGAACUUCUAAACGGGUGCCUGCUGCUGAACCUUCAUCUGGUAUUGUUGGUGAGAACAAGAAAACUUCACAUAUGCUGCAGAGAACAACAGUGGGAAGUGCAGAGGAAGUUCAUGAGAACUCUCAGAAGCUUGCCCUGGUGGAGGAAACCCAUGCUAAUGAGAGUGACUGCGACAUUAUUGUGAAGUCAAUGGACUGCAGCGAGCAAAGUGGGGAGGAUGGAAUUGUGGUAGAUGGUGCAGCAGGAGCAAGUGAACCAGCUACUCCUGAUGGUGGAUGUGGGAGUGAAGAUGAUUACGAUGAGGAUGAAGAGGACUCAGAGAAGCAUGAUGCAUCGAUAGGGAAGAAGCUGUGGACUUUCUUCACAACAUGACAAGGUCCUGAGUAUAUGGGGAACAGUUUUCUUUUCGACUCAAGAUUCUUAAGCUCUUGAAGGCUCGCUAUUAAGAUGCCAUCCUUGUAUUUCGCUGUGCGAACUGUUAUUUUUAUGUUUGAGGGAUUGGUGUUAGUCAUUGAGUUUGAUGUAUUAUUAGUACUCACUGCUUUCUUUUAUGUCUCUUGUAGUAAAAUUAGCUGAUGCUUUAUAGCAACUGACGCUAGUGUAUCAAUGACAGUGCAACAAAUUCAUGACUCCGGGUUCUGGAUACUCUGUUGUGG
Messenger RNA from Elaeis guineensis (African oil palm), 4507 nucleotides. RefSeq names its product nuclear matrix constituent protein 1. Gene Ontology annotation, biological process: nucleus organization. The record is from RefSeq and is a predicted model, not a curated record. Gene Ontology annotation, cellular component: nucleus. Lineage: Eukaryota; Viridiplantae; Streptophyta; Magnoliopsida; Arecales; Arecaceae.